Molecule: messenger RNA, 1274 nt
Organism: Arabidopsis thaliana (thale cress)
Lineage: Eukaryota; Viridiplantae; Streptophyta; Magnoliopsida; Brassicales; Brassicaceae
Product: structural molecules protein
Exons: 3
Coding region: 409-867 (152 amino acids)
Cellular component (GO): Golgi membrane
Source: RefSeq, marked reviewed
CUUCUUUCCUCUUUCUUCUUUCUGUUUUCUGGUCGCUCGUUACCACCAAGACCUCGUCGAGGUUUCUCUCUCUCUGAAAAAGUGCUUUUGCUGCGUUUCCAUGCUCUCGGAAGGAACUUGGCUGAAUCGUUGGAGAAUUAUCGAUCUGGCGUCGUUGGUGCAUCUCUAGCUGCGCCAAUUCAUCGGAUCCGGUUUGAUUUCUCCCUUUCGCGAAUCUAGCCUUCCGUGAUCUUAGGUGGGUUUUCCGAAUUGAUCUGUAAUUGAGGAUGUAAAUCGAAACUAGGGAUUUCCUAGAUCUCGUUAGCUGUGUAUUUGAUUAUUGCAGCAGAGUUUUUGUUUAGGUAGAGAUAUAGGGAAUUUUGAUAUAGGGACACUUAAAUUUUGGUGUAUCAAUUUGCUGCAGCAGCCAUGUUCUAUGGCACAGCUGUAUGGGACCCUUGGCUUAUCGUUGGCCAGAUUAUUUGCCUCCAAUGCUCUUACUAUCUCACUCUUGGACUCUUCACCAUGGUCUUUCUUGGCCUUCGUGUUCCUCGCCUUAGUCUUGUCUACUUCUUCGAUUACGCUACUCUCACUACUUCCACCUUCACCGGUUGGUCUGUUAUUGCCUCAUUCCUCUUCUCUUCACUCGCUGGGGCUGUGUACAUGAUAUUUUUGGUGGAGCGAGCACGGAAAUGCUUAGAUUUCUCUGCAACUCUCUACAUCAUACAUCUCUUCUUUUGCAUCAUGUAUGGAGGAUGGCCUUCCUCUAUGGCGUGGUGGGUUGUUAAUGGAACCGGACUCGCUGUUAUGGCUUUGCUAGCUGAGUACUUGUGCAUUAAACGCGAACAGCGAGAGAUCCCUAUGGAUCGCUUCCACUCAAGGGUUUGAAGAUUGGUGAAAGAACAAGUGAUGAAGAUUCUUGUGGGUUAGCAGCGCGACUCGUAGAGCCUAGUAGAGCCUAGUACUCUUAACAAUUGUGAUGUACAGAGAUGAAAUCAGAGGAGUAGAAUGGGCGAAAGGAAGUUCAGCUAGCCAAGCAACAAUGUUGGACACUGGUGCACCAACUCUGACUGCAAUUUUUAGUGACUUCAAAUACUAAGACUUUGGAAUACGUUUCAAUUUGUUCUUUUGUAUGAAAAAAACAUUAGACUCGAAUAGGUUAUUGAUUUCAUGUUGCUUCUUUUUUUUGUUUAUACUGGAUUUUCUCUUCUAUCCUCUACUUGGUGCAGCUUUGUGUGUUUUAAAACCAGUGUCUCAUUCAUCAUACUCUUUUACCACCAAUUGAAUCCUUCCAA